AUGGGAAAUACAGCAGAGCGAACAAUCUGGGGCAGCUCUUCCAUCAAUCGGAGGAAUCCUACGCCAAUCACCAUCUGCAAAAAUUAUCAAUCAAAGGUCCUUCAUGAAAAUGACAAAUUCAACAAUCCAAGGAGUGGAUCAUUCCUCUUCGUUAACGAGGUGGAGGUCUAUGGAAGAAAAAGACUUCAGAAUCCCCAUCACGAGCAAACAAGAAUAGUAAAGCAUGUCCCCAAAAAAACGUUCAUGCCAAAGACAGUCGGUGAAGACCAUUUCUUCAGGGUUCGCCCGAUUACAAUGGAAAGGAGUGAUGGCAAGCACUUUGUAAUAGGGACAUUCGAAUGUGAUAUUUUAAUCAAAAGUGAAGAGUCAAUUUCAUCUGGAAUCACGCAUAAAAUUUUAACAUUUCUGAAGCACAUCAGGAUCUUCCUUGACAAAGAGCGCCUGCGACAAGCCUUCUGGACCACUAACAGAUUCUCAGUCAACUACCUUUUUACUUUUGCAAACCACAUCAUUGUUAGGGACGCAGGCUUUGCGGCCGGAAUCCUUUUUGAUAGAGUUGGAAAAUCAGUAACUACUCUUGGAGAACGUGCUGUCCUCCAACUCAUGUACUUUUCCACUAAAGCCCCUGAGAGUAAGCCUGCAUUUUUCCAUUAUCUGGAAGAUCUUAGCCAGCGUCUGAUCGAUAUUUAUCUUCUGCUUGCAAAAUUAGGAUGCAAGAGUGUUGGUAAGGGUGAGAAAGAGAAGAGAAAAGAGCGUGAGAAUAGUGAAUGUAUAUAG
Messenger RNA from Lobosporangium transversale, 777 nucleotides. RefSeq lists its product as hypothetical. NCBI's taxonomy places the organism in Eukaryota, Fungi, Mortierellomycota, Mortierellomycetes, Mortierellales, Mortierellaceae. The record is from RefSeq and is a predicted model, not a curated record. Bases 1 to 777 code for a protein of 258 amino acids. The transcript is spliced from 5 exons.